Molecule: messenger RNA, 716 nt
Organism: Helobdella robusta
Lineage: Eukaryota; Metazoa; Annelida; Clitellata; Rhynchobdellida; Glossiphoniidae
Exons: 7
Coding region: 1-657 (218 amino acids)
Biological process (GO): GPI anchor biosynthetic process
Cellular component (GO): endoplasmic reticulum
Molecular function (GO): N-acetylglucosaminylphosphatidylinositol deacetylase activity
Source: RefSeq, a predicted model, not a curated record
AUGUUUCAUAAUUGUAACAAUCUGAAAAUUUUACUGAUCACUGCUCAUCCUGAUGAUGAAAGCAUGUUUUUCGCUCCAACGGUUUUAAAUUUGAGCCCCAAUCACAUUUUUUAUGUGUUGUGCUUGUCCACUGGAAAUUAUUACAAAAUUGGAUAUAAACGUGAAGAAGAAUUUAAGAAAAGUUGCAAUAUACUAGGUGUCGAUGAAAACAGAGCAUUUAUAAUUAAUAACGAAAAUUUAAAAGAUAAUCCAGAAUUGGUUUGGAAUUCUACGAUCGUUUCUGAUGUGGUAAAAGGUUAUACAAUCAAAUAUCAAAUUAAUGUUUUGAUAACGUUCGAUGACUAUGGAGUUAGCGGGCAUUUAAAUCACAUUGCUAUACACCUUGGAGUCAGGAGAUUGAUGAGAGUUUACAAGAUUCCAGGAUUGUCUUUAUUUGAGUUGAAAAGUGUCACUGUGUUUAGGAAAUACCUGUCAUUCGUUGACGUUUUAUGUACAAUGACUUGUGCCGAGUUAGCUUUCUUCUGUUCCUUCAAGCAAUUUAAAAAGGCAUUGGGUGCAAUGCUAGCUCAUUCAUCUCAAAUGACUUGGUACCGAUUUUUAUAUAUAAUGUUUUCCAGAUAUAUGCUAGUGAAUGAACUAGUGCCAAUUUCGUUUUAAAUCUUAAUGCUAAUGAAUAAAUUAAUUUGUUGUUUAUUAAAAUAAAUUAUUAAUAAAAA